AUAAAAAUAAUAAUCUGCCGGAGUGAAAGCACGCGCUCAAAACCAGUGUGAGGGGGUAGUAGAAUAUAGGAGAGACAAACACGUCCUUACGCUGAAGCAAAAUCGAGUCACUGAGUUUCGAUUUCCCUUCUCUCCCUAAAUCGAAACUCAAUCUCGCCUCCUCAAAGAUGAAGAAGGAAGACACCGUGAAGCUGAUCAGCGCCGAGGGCUUCGAAUUCGUCGUCCACAAAGACGCCGCCAUGGUCUCCCAGACCAUCCGCAACAUGCUCACUUCUCCAGGGGGUUUUGCCGAAACCGAACUCGGCGAGGUCACGUUCCCGGAGAUCAGCACCACCAUUCUUGAGAAGAUCUGCAAGUAUUUCUAUUGGAAUCUUCAAUUCGCCAGUGGUAAGCAAACUGAGUUUCACAUUGAACCAGAACUGACCCUGGAGCUGAUGAUGGCAGCCAAUUAUCUUCAUACAUGAGUAUAUCAUUUCUCCCCAGCCUUGUGGUUGAACCCUAUAUGUAAUUGAUUUCCCACGAGGAUGGAUGAGGAUAUGGCUGUACUCUGCUUGAAGACCUUAGGAAUUUCUAAAUGGUGUCGAGCACCAGAAUUUUCAACUAGACUGCAAUGUAGUAUAUGUAUGAUGAGGUUCUCUCACUUGGAUUUGGAACAGUAUGAGAUCCAUUGUAGUAAAACUCAGUCAGUUACAACUUAUUAGACAAUGUGAGAUUCCUCCGUUAAUGUUAAUGCUUAGUCUUAGACAGACGAACAUAAUUUACAGUAAAAUCUUUUAUAUCAGAGCUGUUGCUAGUCAACUGUGCUUGUUGGCUCAGAGAUAAGUGAAGUUACCCUCUAGCUCUUGAUAUUCUUGGAGGUAUAACAUCACAAACCCUUUUAUGGAGUAGGUUUGUUGCUUU
Fragaria vesca subsp. vesca is the source of this 900-nucleotide messenger RNA. Its product is annotated as transcription elongation factor B polypeptide 1-like. The record is from RefSeq and is a predicted model, not a curated record. The transcript has 4 exons. NCBI's taxonomy places the organism in Eukaryota, Viridiplantae, Streptophyta, Magnoliopsida, Rosales, Rosaceae. Gene Ontology annotation, molecular function: protein-macromolecule adaptor activity. The coding region runs from base 168 to 464 and encodes 98 amino acids. Gene Ontology annotation, biological process: ubiquitin-dependent protein catabolic process. Gene Ontology annotation, cellular component: elongin complex.